Molecule: messenger RNA, 927 nt
Organism: Polyodon spathula (Mississippi paddlefish)
Lineage: Eukaryota; Metazoa; Chordata; Actinopteri; Acipenseriformes; Polyodontidae
Gene: josd2
Product: Josephin domain containing 2
Exons: 4
Coding region: 121-669 (182 amino acids)
Biological process (GO): protein deubiquitination
Molecular function (GO): cysteine-type deubiquitinase activity
Source: RefSeq, a predicted model, not a curated record
UGUUUCUGUGCUUGUCUGUAUCCGGCGGAGGGGGAGCGGUGCUGGUUUGUUUUGGUUAUGUGACUGGUGAACGUGGGGGUUUAUUUAUGAUUACAAAUAUAUAUAUAUAUAUUUUAAAAUAUGUGUGAACCGGGUCCAGAAGUUUUCCACGAGAAGCAGCGACUGGAGUUAUGCGCGAUCCAUGCGCUCAAUAACGUGCUGCAGGAACGAAUCUUCUCCAAAGAAGCCGCCGAUGACAUCUGCAAACGUUUAUCCCCGGAGUCCCGCGUCAAUCCGCACCGCAGUUUCCUUGGCACUGGGAAUUACGAUGUGAAUGUGAUCAUGGCGGCGCUGCAGAGCCAGGGGCUGGCCGCUGUGUGGUGGGACAAGCGCAGGUCGCUGGACUCUCUCUGCUUGGAAAGGGUCUUCGGUUUCAUCCUCAACAUCCCCUCUCUGGUGUUGCUCGGCUUCCUGUCCCUCCCCAUCAAGAGACGGCACUGGAUUGCGGUGCGUCAGGUAAACGGGUCCUACUACAAUCUGGACUCCAAACUAAAGGGGCCCGCACGAAUCGGAAGUGGCACAGAGCUCAGGAAAUUUCUGGAGGAACAAAUCUCCCAGGAACCCUGCGAGAUGCUGCUUGUUGUCCAGAGGGAAGUUGAGGACGACGGAUCAUGGAUGAACCCCAACUGAGAACAGGGAUCGCGUUUGAUCCAGUCCUGGUUACACUAGGAGUGUGUUAAGUCACACCUGAGCUUGUUACCUAGACACGCUGCGUCUAAUCAAGCUGGUCAAACCUGGAAUGAGUGAAACUGCUGUGCAAUAGGAGUCUUAUUACCAUGCCUGGGGAGCAAGUAGCGUGCGGGGGAAUGCUUUUAGGUACGGAACCCUACACUAAUGCUGUUUUAUUUUUUAAGUGUGUUUGUUGCAGCGGGGGAAGAAUUGAAUGGG